UUUUUUUUCAGCAUGGUUCGUUUAUAAUUUAUAACGAUUAACGACGCCGGGAUUUAAUUUCUCCUUGCAAACAAUUGUUUAUAAUCAACAAUAAAAACAAAAACAACAACACAAAUAUCCACAAAAAAAAAGGCCAACAAUCAAGCAGUUUUUCUGAUUGAAUAAAAAACAAAACACCAUUUUAUUUAUACAUAAAUAAAAAGACAAUGGCUGCAAAUAUAAAUUUCGAAUUAACUCUCCAGCAAAUAUCAACAAUAAAAUUGGCAAUUGAUCUUUGGUCACAUGCAUCAAUAAAAAAGAAAAUAAUUGAAUUUUUAAAAACAAAAGGAUUAAAUUCAAUUAAUACAACUAAAAACAAAAAUAUUGAACUAUGUCGUGAAUUAAUUGAACAAGUUAAAAAAAAGAAUUUACCAAUUACAAUAAAACCAAUGUUAAUGAGUGUCAUUAAACCAGUUGGUGAUAGAUUAUUUAAUUAUUUACAAUGUGUUGUAAACAGAUUACAUGGUCCAGAAAAUACAUAUCCAUCAAUAUGUAAUUAUUAUGAAAAAAUUCAAUGGACAUCAGUUGGUACAAUUGACGAAGCAAAUACAUUUAAAGAAUUAUAUUUUAAAAUGCCAAAUGAUGAAAUUAUAAAUAUGCAACAUAUGUUUCUUGAAGCAUGUUUUUAUUGUUGCAAAAAAUUGAUUAAAAAUAUAUGGAAUACAUGUUCAAAUGAUGAUAAAAAAAAAAUAAGUUCAACAAUUGAUUUAAAAAUGAUAAAAGAUUAUUAUAAUUACUGGAAACGUCAUGUUUAUAGUAGAAAAUCAAAUGCAUAUAAACAAUCACCAGCAGUAAGUGUACCUGAUGCAUUUACAUCAUGUCUUCUUGAUGGUAAUGUUGAAGGUUUUAAAUUUUUUUUUAAUGAACUCAGUACAAAUGAUAAACGAGCAAUUGUUGUACCAACUGCUGAAGUAAUAUUGGUUAAAUAUGUUGAAGCAAUUAAUCAUAAACAAAGUUCAAUAAUGUAUAUUGCUACUGAUGUUAAACAACGAAUUGAUAUGUUAAUAUUUUUAUAUAUAAAUAUGCCAGUUAGUGAAAAAUCAAAUUUCAUUUGUAGAAAUAAAAUGGUAUUACUUGAUAUAUUUAUCAAGGAAUGGCCAUGGAGUAAUUCUUAUGCUGAAAUAUUGGAUUUAAAUCCAUUGACAACAUUGGAAUAUGGUCGAUUGAUUGUUAGUAUUAUGAAUGUUGUUAUUGAUGAAUUUAAUCAACUUGGAAAGAGUUCAUUAACCAGUUUAUGGAUGCUUGUUUAUACUUAUGAUAAACUACCUGUUGAUGAAAAAGCUAGCCUUGUUGAAAUAUUUUGGGAAUCAUCACAAUUAUUGACAUAUAAAUUGCAAGCAAUUGCUUUGAUUAUAUCGGUUAUAGAUGAUGAUGGUGUGGCAACACAUUAUGAUGAAAUUAUCAAAGGUUUUGAAAGAGCAUCAAUUAAAAUAUUGCUAAAAGAUCACUAUGAAAUUAUUGAUAUUUUCAUGAAAAGUAUAUUGAAAACAGAUGAGGAGAGAAAACAAUUUAUGGAAAAAAUAAAAACUCAUAAUAUUUGUCGUCAUUUUAUUGUUUCUGGAAAAUAUAAAGAAGCUGAUAAAUUUUUAAAUUGGCGUUUUAAUAAUGACAAUGAUAAAAGUAAAUUCAAACAAAAUUUAAGAAAUAAUCAAUAUUGUAUAACAAUUAUUUGUCGUAUUUGGGAUUCAUGCAAGAAUUUAAAAGUUGAAACAAUUAAGCCAAUAUUUGAAAAAUUCUUUAAAUGGAUAAAUUUCACAGAAAAAGAAAUGAAUGAAUUAAAAAAGAAAAUUAAAAAUGAUCCACAAGUUAAAAUUCAUCUUAAAAAGUAUUAUUUAAAAUGUCCAUAUCUUUAUAUUACUUUGUUGGAUAGUUGUUCAUUUACUCCUGAGGAAAUUGAUGAAAUGCAGGUCAAAAUUGCAAGUGAAUCUGAAACUCCAAAAACUAAAAAAACUCCAAAAACUUAUAUUAAAAUUAUACGCAAGUAAUUUCGACAAAACCACCAGUUAUUAUUUUUAUAUCUUAAUUUUUUUUCGUUAUUAUUUUUUGUCAUUUUCAUUAUUCAAUUUACAUAAUUAUCAGUUUUUUUUUUUUUAUUUUAUCUACCUCAUUUUUCAAGACAAAAAAAAAUUUUUUUUUUUUUUUCCAAGUUAGUUUUUAGUCCUUUUUUUUUGAUAAUAAUAUUACAUAAUAAUCAUUAUUAAUUUUAUUAAUAAAAUUAAAAUAAUCUGUUGUGUAAUAAAAAUAAUUCAAUUAUUUUUAUAUUUUCGUAAAAUAUUUGUACUCUUGUAAUGACUUUAUCAAAUAAAUGAUUCUUAAAAUU
Molecule: messenger RNA, 2359 nt
Organism: Aphidius gifuensis
Lineage: Eukaryota; Metazoa; Arthropoda; Insecta; Hymenoptera; Braconidae
Exons: 2
Coding region: 207-2024 (605 amino acids)
Source: RefSeq, a predicted model, not a curated record